AUGGCAAAUAUUACCAUGAAUUUAGUGCCAUUAUUUGUGUUUUUUAUUGGAUACGUUUUCUACGCUUUUGUUGAAUGUCAAAUAGCAGGCUAUACAGCAGGCGUGGACUAUCCAAUUUAUAAUGAAAUUCCUAAAGGAUUAUCAUUCACAUGUUCGGAUAAAGGACCUGGAUAUUACAGCGAUCCUGAAGCUCAGUGUCAAGUAUGGCAUUGGUGUUUACCUAAUGGUCGGAAAUACAGUUUCCUUUGUCCAAAUGGUACAGUUUUCAAUCAAAUCCACAGAGUUUGUGAUUGGUGGUUUAACGUUGAUUGUCCUUCCGUAACAAGUUUAUAUUCAGUCAAUUUAGAUCUUUAUAAAGAUGCUGCUGGCAAUGCAAUUUAG
This is a messenger RNA of Chrysoperla carnea, 381 nucleotides long. RefSeq names its product U-scoloptoxin(01)-Cw1a. Gene Ontology annotation, cellular component: extracellular region. Bases 1 to 381 code for a protein of 126 amino acids. The record is from RefSeq and is a predicted model, not a curated record. Lineage: Eukaryota; Metazoa; Arthropoda; Insecta; Neuroptera; Chrysopidae. Gene Ontology annotation, molecular function: chitin binding. The transcript is spliced from 3 exons.